Messenger RNA from Harpegnathos saltator (Jerdon's jumping ant), 9256 nucleotides. Its product is annotated as putative aminopeptidase-2. Lineage: Eukaryota; Metazoa; Arthropoda; Insecta; Hymenoptera; Formicidae. Gene Ontology annotation, cellular component: membrane; cytoplasm. The transcript is spliced from 32 exons. The coding region runs from base 316 to 8517 and encodes 2733 amino acids. Gene Ontology annotation, molecular function: peptide binding; zinc ion binding; metalloaminopeptidase activity. The record is from RefSeq and is a predicted model, not a curated record. Gene Ontology annotation, biological process: peptide catabolic process; proteolysis.
CGAAGAAGUGUAUUAUAUAUUUCAAAACGUAUUCCGAAAACCGAAUAUGUGAAACAAGUGUGUGUUGGUCGUAAGUCAGUGAAAAAAAUAAUUGCACUCUAAAUUCCUUUUGUAGUGCGUUAAUAAAAGUGAAGAAACUAUUCCAAGACACGUUCUUGCAUUUACAUGUAGCUUUAGUUUGUGCGUUAGUAAUUACCGGAACUUCAUCCAACGAAUAGAAAAUUGUGAUCAUGAAUGAACGACGAUAUCAAUAAUAAGCGAGCAAAGAUCACUACGUUUAGCAAAAUUUAAGAUAUUAAGCAAUCGUCUUUCGCGAUGAGGGUCUCUCGGAAAUAUGUGUUAUUCUACGUCUUGAUCGCGUUACUCAGCACGCAAAAUGCGGCGGCCAAAUUUUCCCCUUACAAAGAUAUAUUUAGGCGAGACGUGAGUCUCUCGCAAGACGAUAAGUCCGUCGACUACCGAUUACCGACGUCCAUCAAACCGAUUUCGUACGAGAUUAUGUUCAUGCCGGAAUUACAAAACACCUUUAAGUUCGAUGGAAUCGUAAUAAUCAGUGCUGCAGUAGAACAAGAAACUGAUUCAAUCACGUUGAACGUGGGCGAUCUUAAGAUUAAUUCGCAGUCCGUUUUAAUAAACCAAACAAACAUACGCGAUUCAGACAGCUACGACAACGUCACCGAAAAGUACACCAUCACUCUUCUCAAGACUCUCAAAAAGGGGUCACAGAUAUUGAUUACCUUUGGUUUUGAAGGGAAAUUGCGCGACGACAUGAUCGGAUUUUACAGAAGUUCUUAUUUCGACGAAAACAAGCAAAUCAAAUGGUUAGCCGCAACGCAGUUCCAAGCGACACACGCCCGACACGCCUUUCCGUGUUUCGACGAGCCGAGUUUCAAAGCGAUGUUUACGAUUCGCAUAUUAAGAAACAAGAAUCACACAUGCCUCAGCAACAUGCCACUGGCCAUGAGCAAGCAAAAGGGCAACAUGAUAUGGGACACCUUCAAACAGACCGUUCCCAUGUCCUCUUAUCUAGUAGCGUUCGUCAUUUCGGAAUUCCACCAUCUCGAGCAGGGUCAAUUUAAAGUGUGGGCCAGACCUAGCGUCUUCAAUCAGGCCGCUUAUGCCUUGAAGGUCGGCACUACUGCCCUCAAGUUGCUCGGUAACAGAUUCGGGCAAAAUUACAAUCUGCCUAAGAUGGACAUGGUAGCUGUGCCCGACUUCUCGGCCGGUGCCAUGGAAAACUGGGGACUGGUGAUGUAUCGCGAGAUUCAGAUGCUGUACGACGAGGCAGAAUCGUCUGCGCCCGCACAGCAAACCGUGGCUUCUGCGGUCGCACAUGAACUCACGCACAUGUGGUUUGGGAAUCUGGUGACGCCCGAAUGGUGGAGCUGCCUGUGGCUCAGCGAAGCCUUCGCCAAGUACUUCGAGUACUUCGCCACCGCAGAAAUCGAGACGACAUGGAACAUGAAGGAGCAAUUCGUGGUGACCGAGCAUCAAGCUGCUCUGACAGCGGACAGUCUGGAGUCUUCUCACCCGAUGACUCGGGAAGUUUCCAGUCAAUCGCAAAUCAACGAAAUGGGUGAUGUAAUCACCUACUCAAAGGGUGCCAGCAUCGUUCGCAUGAUGAAUCUCAUCUUCGGGGACGAUGUUUUCAACUCUGCAUUACGCGAUUACCUGAAUAAAAACAAAGAGAAAGGAAUAGGUCGCCCGGAUGCUUUAUGGACGGUACUGCAAGCUCGAAUGAAUCGCGCGGCUCCAUCGGAGUUCUUCUCCGAAACUUCUGUGAAAACAAUAAUGGAUACUUGGACGACCCAGACCGGGUACCCCGUCGUGUCGGUCGCGAUCAACGACAAAGGUGUAGUCCACGUUGGCCAGGAACGCUUAUUCUUGAGAAAGCUGGACCAUCUGAACGCUGAACGAAGAAACACGAACGUCACCUGGUGGGUGCCCCUCACGUGGACCACGAGAAGCGAACUGAAUUUCGAUGACACGACUACCAGACACUGGCUGAGCACAAAGGAGGACACUCUAAAUCUCCAAGUCGAUCCGAAAGAAUGGCUGAUACUCAACAUUCAGUCGUCGGGUUUCUACCGCGUCAAUUACAAUCGCAAUGGGUGGCAGCGUAUUUUCGAUGCUUUGCAUAGCGACAAAUUCGAUGACAUCCAUGUGUUAAACAGAGCCGCCCUCGUGGACGAUCUUUUAAAUCUGGGUAGAGCAGGGUAUCAAGAUUACGAGACAGUCUUAGAUGGAAUUACGUACCUCAAACGAGAAACGGAUUACUUGCCUUUCAAAGCAGCAUUAAAUAGCUUAAGCUACUUGGACGCACGGUUCAGGGGAUACGAAGAGCAUUCUUUAUUCAAGCAAUACGUGUUAUCGCUCAUCAAUGACAGACGCAAAGAACUGGGACACGAGAACCGCGCUGAUGAUAACAGAUUGACGGUCUUGCUACGACGCGACUUGAACUUCUGGGCCUGCAAUCUCGACGACGAAGAAUGCGUGACGACUUACGUCAAUAAAUUCCAGGAGUGGAAAGCGAAUCCUUCCAUCCCCAUCAAACCGAACGAAAGGACCACGACGUACUGCAUAGGCAUUAGAAACGGCAUAUCCGAUGACUGGGAUUUUUUGUGGGAACGAUAUCUCUACUCCGACAACGCAGCCGAACAGAUAGAGAUCAUCAAUGCUCUCGGAUGCAGUCUAAAUACCACCAUCUUAGAAAAGUAUCUGAAAUAUGCCAUCAGCGACUAUCAGAUCAAUCGGAUCCGCAGGCAAGACAGCAAGCUCGUCUUCGACGCCGUUUGCUCGAGCAUGGUCGGCGCCGAAUAUAUCCUCGACUUUGUCGAAAAGCAUUACAAAGAUAUGGAGAAAUACUACGGAGGACUGAGCACAGUGGCAACGAUCCUCGAUGGGGCGUCGCAGCAUUUCUCCACUGUCAGAGUAGUGAACAAAUUUGAAAAUCUCGUGGACAGUCAUAAAACAAAAUUCGCGCCGAUCCUGAAGUCUCUGGCAAACUCCUUGAAGGUCGCUAGAUACGAAUUGGAAUGGUACAAGGUCGCUUCGGGACCUAUUAUCCGAUGGAUACGAAAUUACAACGCCAGGGAAUAUCGCCUACCCACGAAAAUAACUCCUUACAAAUACAUCAUCACCCUUACGCAUGUUAAGCUCAGCGACUUUACCUUCGACGGCCACGUGGAGAUCAAUGUCAGCGUCGCGGAACAGACAGAUUUGAUCGUUCUGCAUUCCGUGAACUUGGAGCUUAAUUCGGUGAAAGUGAAAGCUGACCAGAACGAACUCAAAGUAACUCACCAGCUAGUGAGCAAAUACGACUUCCUCGAGAUCAAGCUCGAUCAGACAGUGAACACUGACAUGAAUCUGACCAUCGAAAUCGCGUACAAAGGUGUUUUGGCGCCGGAUCUUCGUGGUUUCUACAAAAGCUACUACGUGAAUAACGAAGGAUCAUUGAGUUGGCUCGCCGCCACACAGUUGGAACCAGUUCACGCCAGGAGGAUGUUCCCUUGCUUCGAUGAGCCAGGACUAAAGGCAAUCUUCACAAUUCGAGUGUGCACAGAAACACAAUCUCACAAUGUUAUCAGUAAUAUGAAGCGAGAACAAGUCAAAGAAAACUAUGAUUGCCCUCCCGACAACUUUUACGUUUUCUCCGAAUCGCUGAAGAUGUCGACGUACCUAGUGGCGGUUCUUGUUUCGGAUUUCAACUUCAAAAGGAUCGAAGACAAAUUUGCCGUGUACGCACGUCCCAACGCUAUCGAACAAACGGAAUAUGCUCUGUCCGUAAUAUCUCCGCUCGUGGACUUUUUCGAGAGCAAUUUUAAUCAAGACUAUCAAAUUGAGAAACUCGAUAUGGUCGCUCUGCCGGACUUUGAGAUGGGCGCGAUGGAGAACUGGGGUCUCUUGACGUACAGGGAGGCGAGACUGUUGUACGACAAGAAUCAUUCAUCGAUCACAAGCAAGCAAGCUAUCAGGAACGUGAUUGCCCACGAGAUUGCCCAUCAAUGGUUCGGAAAUUUGGUCAGUCCUGCGUGGUGGAAGUACGUGUGGUUGAGCGAAGGAUUCGGCAGAUACUUCCAGUAUCACGCCACCGCUACCGCGUUCGCUGACACGACAUUGGAAUCGCAAUUCGUGGUGGAUCAAGUGCAUUCUGCCUUCAUUGCGGAUAGUUCCAGCUCCACGCAUCCCAUGACUCACGAUGUGUACACACCUGACGAGAUUCAAGACAUUUUCGACACGAUCUCUUAUGCUAAAGCUGCCAGCGUGCUGAGAAUGGUUGAAAAGUCAUUCGGGAGAAAAGUGUUUUACGAAGCAUUGAAAGGCUAUCUUGACGAACAGAAAUACGACGUUUCCAAACCAGAAGACUUGUAUAGGGAACUUCAGAAACAAAUAAAUCUGGAAAAACGAAAGGAGAAUAUCCAAGAGAUUUUGGAUACAUGGACGACUCAACCCGGCUAUCCCGUCCUUUAUGUCGAUGUUCAAGAUAACGUCAUAAUUCUCAAACAAGAACGUUUCCUCCUCAAAAGACGCGAAUUCCUUACCGAUGAUAACAUCUGGCACAUUCCAAUCACAAUGGUGCCCGUAAUCUCGUCUUUAAUCCCGGAUUACCAAAACACCACUCCGAGUCUCUGGUUGACGGAAAAAGAAACGAGAAUCGAGUUACCAAAUGAUCCAAACUCUAACUCCAAGAUAUUAGCUAUAACUUUCAACGUGCAACAAUCCGGUUUUUACCGCGUGAAUUACAACGAGGAUCAUUGGCUACAGCUGACUAAAGUACUCAAGAGUUGGAAUUCUUAUGCUAUCCACGAGAUCAACCGCGCGGCAUUAAUUGAUGAUUUGAUGAAUCUCGCGAGAGCAGACUACGUCAAUUACGGAAUUGCCAUAUCAGCUACGGAAUAUUUGGCUGAAGAAAAGGAUUAUCUGCCGUGGCGCGCGUUCUACAAUAAUCUGCCUUAUCUGAACAGACGUUUCUGGGGUCGUGAUAUAGAAGCCUUGUAUAAAAAAUACCUCGUAUUACUCAUAAAGCCGCUUUACGCACAACUUACCUUUGACGACGACAACGAAAACGAGAGCGACGAAGAUGAUCUGAUACGUACAGAGAACAUGUUGAGAAUAUACACCCGCGAGUGGGCCUGCAAAUUAGAUAUUGCGGAUUGUAGAUUCCACGCUGCGCGAUACUUCCAACAGAAGCGUUACAAUCUAAAAGAAAUACCGCCAAAUUAUCGCGGUGCCGUUUAUUGCACGGCUAUGAGAGCGGAUGUAACAGAAUCCACCUACAAAUUCCUUCUGAUGGAAUACGAGAAGAGCAAUGUCAUGGCGGACAAACUCGUGACCCUCAGCUCGUUGGCAUGUUCGCAACAGAGGACUAUCCUAGAAAAGUUGCUGUUAGCUGCGAUCGAGGAAGAUUCGCUUAUACGACUCCAAGACGUCACAAAAGUAUUCUCAGACGUGUACGAUGCGAGCAUAAUCGGCGUCGACGUUGUCAUAAACGUGAUCAGGAAUGAGACAAAUUACGACAACAUGAGCAAUCGUUUCGGCGGUUACGCACAAAUCAAGGAAAUAGUGGGCGCACUGGCGAGCAGAUUAUCCACUUACCAAUUAUAUGGAAAGUAUCAAGAACUACUCGACUGGCUAGUCGACAAAGAGCCGGCAUUCAAGGAUUCCAAGGAAUCUUACUUGGCAAACGCUGAAUACGAGUUUGAUUGGUACGAGAAGCAAGCGCCGGAAAUUUUCGAAGCGUUGGACAAGCUGCUGCCGGACAACACGUAUCGCUUGCCGAAUACGCUUUAUCCAGAGCAGUACGACAUCUACCUCACGCCUGAGAUAGAAAAUAAGAUCUUCCAAGGGGAGGUUCAGAUAUACAUAAGAGUCGAGAAGAACACCACGGCCAUUUUCCUCAAUGCGCACAACCUCCGUGUCACGAGCGUGGAGGUCCGCAGAAUUCACUCGGAGGAAGACGACGGUUUAGAGGCCACAGAAAAUAUACCAUUAUUAGACUACGUACUGGACACUGAUACGCAACAACUGAAGAUAUACCUAGCCGAAUUCCUAAAUGCGAAAAACAUAAAGGUGAACAUCGAGUUCAGCGGGACCCUCAACGACAACAUGCAAGGAUUCUAUCGUAGCUCCUACAAGGACAAAUCGAGGAAGCAACACUGGCUGGCCACGACGCAAUUCGAGCCUGUGCACGCGAGAGAGGCCUUCCCGUGCUUCGACGAGCCGGCGUUCAAAUCGAAGUUCUUAAUUAACAUUCAACGACCAGAGUCCUACACGAGUCUGAGCAAUAUGCCGCUCUCGAAAACUGUUUUGUCGGAGAAAGCUGGCUACGAGUGGGACAUCUUCCAUACCACCGCUGUGGAAAUACCAACGUAUCUAGUUGCAUUCGUUGUCAGCGAAUUUAAGCCUCUGCUGAAGACCGCAGACAAGAUCAAUGUCUGGGGCAGACCGGAGGUCGUGAUGAACGGCUAUUUCGCUCAAGAGACCGCUGAAAAGCACCUGGAGAUUCUGCAGAAUUUCACAGACAUUGAUUAUCCCUUACCGAAGAUAGACCUGGUGGGAAUCCCGGACUUCAACAUGGGCGCGAUGGAGAACUGGGGCCUCAUCACUUUUCGCGAAUAUGGACUAUUUCAUAAGAAUUACUUAACUACGAGCACAUAUGAAAAAUACAUCAUCUCCGUGGUGGCACACGAAUUGGCUCACACGUGGUUCGGGAAUUUGGUUACUUGCCAAUGGUGGGACUACAUUUGGCUGAACGAAGGCUUCGCCGAGUAUUUCGAGUGGUACUCGUCUGAUCAGAUGCUACCUGAGGAGAACUACAUGGACAUAUUCGUGGUUUACGAGAUGCAUCCCGCACUGGAGAAGGAUGCAUUGGACUCAGCGCAUCCGAUGACAAACCCCGUGAAAACCCCCGAAGAAAUAAAGGGCAUCUUCGAUUAUGUCACUUACGGAAAAUCCUCCUGCGUCUUACGAAUGUUAUUCAACGCGUUCGACGACGAAGUCUACAAAUCGGCGCUUCGCGACUAUUUGAAACAACACCAAGGCGGCACGGCGCGUCCCGCCGAUUUAUGGAAAAGUUUCGAGCCCUACGCAUCGAUAACAGUCGACAUUAAGGAUCUAAACAUCAAGGAAGUGAUGGACACUUGGACGGACCAGCCGGGAUAUCCCGUCGUCCAUGCGCAUUUGAAUGAUUACAAACUGACGCUCUCUCAGGAGCGGUUCAUCCUGAGCAACAAAACGAGGCAGAGCAGACCAAACACGGAGUUUUACUGGAUACCGAUUCACAUCGAUACGUCCCUCAAAUAUGACAAUUAUAUAAGUAUGAAACGUAAAACAUGGCUGGGGCCUGAACCUAAAGAACUAUAUGUUAAUCCCACCAACGAGUGGGUCGUAGUAAAUUACAAGCAGACCGGCUUCUACCGUGUUAAUUACGAUGAAUACUUGUGGCAACAACUGAUCGACUAUCUGCAGAGCAAUCGGUACGGAACUAUCGACGUGGUGAAUCGCGCUCAGAUCCUGGACGAUCUCUAUUACUUGGCACGCGCCGGUUACGUGAACGACGAAUUCUGGUGGAAGGCAUCGAAGUAUCUCGUCCAAGAGACGGAACAUUUGCCCUGGAAAGCGUUCCUCAACAGUCUAUCCUACGUUUACGAGAGAUUCGAGGGGCAAUCUUGUGAGGAGCACCUAAAGGAAUACGUGUUGAGAUUGAUGUCCAAGACGUAUAAUCUAGUCCAGGGAUUCCAAGAUUCCAGUAAAGAUCGGCUUGUAGAUCGGUUGCAUAAAGAAAUGAUUCUCCAGUGGGCUUGCAAGCUCGGCAAUCCUAACUGCAUCGAGGAAUCUAUAAAUUGGUUCAGAGCUUGGCGACAGAAUAUUAUAAAUGGCAUUCCACCCAAUGCAAAAGCAGCUGCUUAUUGCGCCGCAAUAAAAAACGGGACUUCAGGUGAUUGGAACUUCUUGUGGAAUAAAUAUCUAGAAACGAAUUUCGCCUCCGAGAAGCUGGUGAUUAUAAAUGCGCUUGGUUGCUCGAGGGACCCAGACGUGCUCGAUAACUACCUGAAGAAAGUUUUCAACGAUGGUAACAAAGGCGUCGUUUUUCGUAAAAAAGAUGUUCCAACAGUGUUCGCUUCUGUAUAUGGCUCAAGUCAAUUGGGAAUAAAUGUUACUCUUGACUUUAUAAGACAUAAUUUGCAGAACCUCCAUGAUUAUUACGGCAAUUGGGACGACGUUCGAGAAUUGGCCGCCAAUGCAGCGUCCCACAUUUCGGAUGUCACAGUAUAUAAUAAGUUAACAUACCUUCACGCAGUUAAACCAGAUGUAUUCCCUAAACAUCUCGUACAACCCGUUUAUGACACUGUGGCUGACAAUAUAGAUUGGUACGAGACACAUGGCAAAUCGUUUGGUCUUUGGAUAUCAACGGAACUGUAUGGAACUAAAGGUGGCGGUUGUGCUAUGAUAAAACCAUUGAACGUCAUUGUCAUGACACUUAUUGCUCUAAUUUCGUACUUCAUAAGCUGUCAUUGAGAAACCAAGAGGGUGGAGAUUUAUUAAAACGACCAUAUCUAGCAAGCAAUCUAAUUUAAUGAUGAACAAAAAGCAUUUCAUCGAAAACAUGAAAUCAUUUUGUCCAGAUAAAUAUAUUUUUUAACAUUGUUAUACGAUAAUAUAUUAAAUAUUAAUAAAUAUUAAUAAAAAUUAAUGGUUUUCCUUGUCCUCGACAGCUGCUUUGAAACAUAUGUUACGAUGUGUAUAUUCACGUAUCAAAGUUCUAACAUAUUAACAGUAAAUAAAGCAUUCGUCGGUUUACAAAUGGAAGAAAUUAAGUAACACUUGUACGACAAAGAGUUUGUAAAAAUCGAUACAAUUUUAUUAUAUCCAUAAGAUGUGCAACAUGCAACAUUUUCAAAAUAAUGCAGUAUUAUAUCUUCGAUAGGAUGCUGUUUCCUGUUGUUAUAAAAUAUAGGUCGCAUUGCAAACUCUUAAUAAAUAAUUAGAAUUUUAUCGUACGCAAGCUGUUUGGCAAUCGGUCAUACGUACAUAGUUCUCAGUUUAUAUGAAUCGAUAAUUGAGGAAUUUUUUGAGUUUCUAAGUACACAAAGUAGAUUAAAUCUCUCUUUAUGGAGAUAAUAUUCGAUUUCUGAAGCGACUUUUAACAUGCAUGUAGCGAAUUAACCACAUUGUAUAUAUAAAUUCUUUUAUUAUCUUUGUUGGUAGGCGAUUCAGAAAAUAGUCACUUUCAACAUAUAUUGUAAUGAAGGUCUCA